Messenger RNA from Punica granatum (pomegranate), 3370 nucleotides. The record is from RefSeq and is a predicted model, not a curated record. NCBI's taxonomy places the organism in Eukaryota, Viridiplantae, Streptophyta, Magnoliopsida, Myrtales, Lythraceae.
UUUUCUGCUCUCUCAGUCUCAAUACCUCUGUAGUAAACUGCUCUAUUUCUCUCUCUCUCUCUCUCUCUCUGUCUUCACAGCCCUGCCACUGCUGGUAGCUGCUCCCUUUGUUCCUUGUCAUUGUUUCAUAGAUGGGAAGUUGUGAGUUUGGCACUCUUCUUGAACUGUUCAAAAUCGCCGGCCACUAUGUGGUGGUGCCGGCAGGACGUGAACUCGGCUACAUGCUAUGCUACAAGAGCAAGGUGGAGGAGCUUGAACACCAGGUUAAGGACCUGGGAGAUGCUAGAGAAAAGAUUCAGCACUCGGUUGAUGAAGUCAUAUGCGAUGGAGACAAGAUUGAGAGCGAAGUCCUAAGAUGGCUCAACAAAACCGAUGAGCUGACUAGAAUGGCUCAAGAGCUGAUCGGGGACAAGGGCAAAGCGAGUUGCUUCGGUGGAUGGAUCCCAAAACCCACUGGGCGCUAUCGGUUGGGCAGGAGGGCCAAGAAGGUAGCGCUGAUGAUUCAAGAACAAUAUGGGAAGGGGAAAUUCGAAAAGAUUUCCUACCACGAUGCAGAUGCAGGGGAGGAGACCGCUGCCUCAUCCUCCUUGGAUUCGGCCCAGCUCAACGUUCCCCUCCAGUCCAGGACUGCAAUCUUGAAGAGGAUCAUGGAAGCUCUAGAGGAUGAUCGGAUGAAAAUCCUUGGUGUAUCCGGGAUGGGCGGUGUUGGAAAAACCACUCUGCUGGAUGAAGUUGAAGGGAAAGCCAGGGAAUCAAACCUUUUUGAUGAAGUUAUCAGGAAACUUAUAUCCGAAAAUCCAGAAAUCAACAGAAUACGAGGAGAAAUAGCAUUAAUUUUGCGCAAACUCGAUAAAAAAGAUGAAGGAAAAUCAUUCCAUAAAAAGGAAGGUUCUUAUAAUUCUUGACGACCUCUGGAAGAAGCUUGACUUGAAGAAGAUUGCGAUUGCCGAUGGCUACGAGAAUCUGGAUAUCAAGUUAUUGCUAACCUCUCGCGAUCAAGAUGUGUUGGUUAAUGAAAUGGGUUCUCAACAAACUUUCCGUCUUGGUGCCCUGAGUAAGGAAGAAUCGGAGCUCUUAUUCAUGGCAAUAGCAGGAGAAAAGUUAGUUGAAGAUCCUAAAUUGCAUCUCCUAGUAGUUAAAUUACUCGAGAAGUGUGAAGGAUUGCCCGUUAUAGUCGUACCGAUUGCCAAAAUGUUGAAGAAUGACGUUUUUUCAACUUGGGAGGAGGCAAUGGAACACAUCAAGAAAUUGCAAGCUGGUUACUCAACUUUGGAGCUUAGCUUUCAGCAUUUAGAAGAUGAGAUCAAACAAUUGCUAUUGACUUGCGGUCUCAUUAGAAGGCACAGCAUCCCGGUGCAAAGUCUACUAAAAUAUAGUGCAGGGUUGCGCUCAUUUGGGGGCACCAACAUAAUCGAGAGAGCUCGAAAAGAAAUGACUCGGUCGCUUCAUAAACUCCAAGCCUCUUCUUUGCUGCAGCAAAGUGAUGACAAUAAUCAUGUCGUUAUCCAUGAUGUGGUUCAUGAAGUUGCAGUCGGGAUUGCAACUAAAGAUCAUCAUGCUUUGGUGGUGACCAAUAGUGAUGAUAUGAAAUUGUUAUCAGCAGAAAAUCUUGAGGAAAGCACAGCAAUCUCCAUGCGUAAUACUGCCAUUGAGGAUCAUCCUCGAGAGACAUGGAUGUGUCCAAACCUAACCAUCUGUAUCAUACACGCAGCCGAUUAUCUCUGUGUCCCAGAUUCCCCUUCUACAGCCGAUGAUGUCAAUUUCGUCCAGCAAUCUUUUUCCCCAGAUCCAGAUUUCUUCAGUGGUAUGAGGAUGCUCAAGGUCUUAGAUAUCAGAGAUAUGCAGUUUACCAACCUGCCUUUAUCAGUUGGAUCUCUACAGAGCCUUACAACGUUGUGCCUUGAUUAUUGUUCUUUCUAUGACGUCGCCAUCAUUGGCCAGCUAAAACGUUUGCAAGUUCUUAGCUUCAUUGGUUCCACGAUUCAUUGGUUGCCGGAGGCAAUAGGAGAGCUAAUUGACCUAAGACUAUUAGACUUGAGUAAAUGCUCAAAACUAGAGGUUAUAGAACGCGGUGUAUUAGCAAAAUUAACCCGGUUAGAAGAAUUGUACCUUGAUGAUAGUUUUGACCGAUGGCAGGUAGGGGACAAGGCAUGGCUAGCUAGUCUCAGUGAGUUGAAUAAUAUGCCCCAUCUAAGCGCUCUUCACACGCACGUGCCCUCUGAAAGUGUCCUCCCUGAAGCCCUGCCAUUUGGAAGAUUGGCUAGGUAUAGAAUAACAAUCGGUGAAAACAAAUUGUAUACCGACUACAGGGAGCAACGAGUCUUGAGGCUUUCAUUCGAGGAAUCCACUUAUAUUCUUUUCCACGAGUGGUUUCAACUUACUUUGCAAAAGAGCCAAGUUCUUCAACUGCAGAACUUGGCAAAACAGAACGGAAGUAUUAAUGAGCUAUGCAUGGAUGGUUUUCAAGAAUUAAAGCAUCUUCAAGUAGACUUUUGUUCCAUCCGUUACAUUGUCCGCGCAACAGCAUGGUUUCCAUGCCGUGCUUUCACAAUUCUUGAGUCCAUGUCUCUUGGUAAUUUGGAUAUCUUGGAGAAGAUUUGUCAAGGACCUCUCCAGCCUGAGUCUUUUAGCAAGUUGAAAAGCUUGAAAGUCUCAGGCUGUGCCAAGUUGAAAAAUCUAUUCAGCCUUUCCCUUGUAAAUUGCCUUACCCAACUUGAGGAGAUUGAAGUAUCCGGAUGCGAGGAAAUGCAGGAGAUCAUCGUGGAUGACAGGGAAAUUGAAAAUGAAGAUGAAGAUAAACCAGCACAAGGACCUGCAGGUUGUCAUUCCAAUGACGUAGCAAGUCAUUCGCAUCUUCUGUCAUGGAGGGGUGCUGCGCAGCUGAAAGAUAACAGAAAAGAUGGAUGCGGCAUAAUAAUGCCAGUUAUAACUAAGAGAACAAAAGAAGCAGGAAGAGCAGUUUGGGCAGAUGAUCUAGUUAAGUUGCGUAAGUUACGCCGUUUGGCACUACAAAGAUUGCCAAGUAUCACGAGCUUCUUCUCUAUAGCAAACUCCAAGAAGCCCUCGGAUAGAGCAUCUCAAAAUGGAUCACUUGCUAGAGCUGUUUUCUUUGAUGCCCAGCAGGUUUCAUUGCCCAUGCUGCAGUCACUGCGUCUACGUGAUGUUGACAUAAUAGAAGAGCUAUGGCAUGGUCCGCUAGAGUUGCGCAACCUAAAAGAUCUAAAGGUGGAGAAAUGCAAAAACCUAGUGAGCGUUGUCAACUUCACGUCACUAAUGAAACUCCAGCAGUUGGAAUCGUUAUGCGUCGAAGAAUGUCCAUCCGUUAGAAGUAAUUCUGAACCUUGACAUGGUGGACCCUGCAGAUGUAGAC